Messenger RNA from Megalops cyprinoides (Indo-Pacific tarpon), 726 nucleotides. Its product is annotated as mesoderm posterior protein 2-like. The record is from RefSeq and is a predicted model, not a curated record. The coding region runs from base 1 to 726 and encodes 241 amino acids. Gene Ontology annotation, molecular function: RNA polymerase II cis-regulatory region sequence-specific DNA binding; DNA-binding transcription factor activity, RNA polymerase II-specific; protein dimerization activity. The transcript is spliced from 2 exons. NCBI's taxonomy places the organism in Eukaryota, Metazoa, Chordata, Actinopteri, Elopiformes, Megalopidae. Gene Ontology annotation, cellular component: nucleus. Gene Ontology annotation, biological process: somite rostral/caudal axis specification; heart morphogenesis; regulation of transcription by RNA polymerase II.
AUGGACUCCACUCUCUCCCAGCUCCUGGACUGCGAGGCUCUACUGGAGCAAGCCUGCUCCAGCUCAGAUGCAGGCUACUACAGCGCAUGCGGCAGCCUCUCCCCUGCCUCCUCCAUCGACUCCUGCAGCUUCUCCCCGCCGUCCCUCCAGUGGGGCACCGGGCCGGACGCAAUGGACUGCUUUGCGUUUUGUGGCCUUGCUGCUUCGGAGAAGAAACCGAGCAUCCCAGCUCCAGAGAGGAGGAAAUCCCGCUCCAAGUACCCCGGCCACAAACGCCAGAGUGCCAGCGAGAGGGAGAAGCUGAGGAUGAGGGACCUGACCAAGGCCCUGCACCACCUCAGGACCUACCUCCCGCCCUCCGUGGCCCCCGUCGGACAGACCCUGACCAAAAUCGAGACCCUGCGCCUCACCAUCCGCUACAUCGCCCACCUGUCAGCCCAGCUGGGGCUCACCGAGGAGGUCCUGUCCCAGAGACACCAGGCGGACUUCUCCCCAUCUCUCCACGGACCCCAGGCCACUGCCCAGAGCUCAUUCCAGCAAACAGCCAGCACCAUGAACAUGGAGAAUGCUGCUUCCUUCCAGCCCUGCUUCCCUCAGUCAAUCCAGAACUUCUCUUAUUCACAUCAGACAUACCAGAAUCCCAUCAGUGACAGCAGCUUUGCUCACACUCUCCCAGAGGAACACUGGGCCCUGCAGCAGCAAAUGAUUCUGCCCGGACACUGCUGA